GGUCAGGGUUUAGUGUUGAUAAGCGCAACUGUAAACUUUUCAAUUUGUUUCAAGUAGAUUAUUGUUGGUGUUUUUGUGUGUUUGACAAUAGAAGACCUAAUCACGUUUAAUUACUUUAUAUUCUAUGUAUAUAUAUAUAUAUAUAUAUUUUAUUAUUAUUAUUAAUUGAUUAAGUGAAUACGCGAUCAAAAUAGUAUAACAUUUUUCUGAGUGAGUGUUUUAAGAUUUGUUUUCAAAACUACUUCGUAUACGUGGCUGUCAUUAUUUUAAAGGCCAUGGGUUAGACAGAGUGUUUAUUUAGAGUAUUGAGAAAUUGGUUUACGUGGAUGUUCCGUGUUGUCAGUUGCACGUCAGUGAUAAAUGGCAGAGGAGUUCACUUUUUUGUUUUGCUGGCGUUUGCACUAAAGCUUUAUAUUCUUUUAUCACAUAAGUCCCGUUUACAAAACGUAAGUUCCAACAAAACCUACUUACUUCCCUGCCUUUUUACAAGCUGUGGACAUAUAUUUGACACUUGUUACUGCAACCUUAUGAUUCCCUUAUUCCAUGUUGCUAUUUUUCACCCUAUAUGAACUGCCCUACUGUUUUUUUUUGACAAAUAUACCUGUGCAAUAGUUUUGUAUCAAAGAGAAUCGCUCCCUUUUCCACUAAUUGAUUUCAUUUGCACUGGAUCUAUAAUUUACUUUGUGGACUAAUAUUGGAAGUGGGCACAAAAUAAAUCAAUUUUAAUACAGCCGUGAUUAAUGCCUGCUCCACUUUGUGACGUAACUAACAAACACAGACUUGCGUGGGAUUUUAAUUGUCGGUGGAAGACGGAUCGCGUGCGCCAGCUCCAAAUUCUGAUGAUGCAAUUGUUAUUAGUGACGUUGGAUUUUUAGAAAACAACAAUGCUGUGAACUCCAAUACUACUAACAGACAUUUUUAUUAGGUGCAGUAAUGCUGUGAACUGUUACAAGAUACAUAUUGAAAUUAUAUAUAUUCUGUAAAAUAUUACCAGACCUUAUUUAAAUAAUAAGUCAAUAAAGAUGUCGUUGAAAGCCAAGGCACUUUACAGCUUCCAGAGUGAAAAUAAAGAAGAGAUCAAUAUUCAGGAAAACGAAGAGCUACUCAUUUUUGACGAUACUUCUUUAGAUGGAUGGCUACAGGGCCAAAACAGCAGAGGAGAGAGAGGCCUGUUUCCAGCCUCUUAUGUGGAAGUAAUCAGACCCCGGUCUAACUCCAGCCUUACAGACACCUCUGUGAGCCCAGCUAGUUCUCCUCGCAAUGGCUCCUUUUACACUCCAGAUCCUCCACACACACCCUCCAACCACCACGGGAGCUAUGACGACGACGAUGACGACGACUGGGACGAUUGGGAUGACAGUUCCACUGUGGUGGAGGAGGAGUCUCGACGAGGUGGGGGUGCUAACGGACAUGCCCACCCCUACCAGACCCCCCACGACAAUGUACAGUACAGACCCAAGCUGCCUCUGGAACGCCAAGACAGCAUGUCCAGCGCUAAAAGGAGCAGUAUGGUGGGCAGGAACCUGAACCGCUUCUCUAGCUUUGUGCGCUCCGGGGUGGAGGCGUUUGUGCUGGGAGACGUGCCCAUGAUGUCCAAGAUCUCUGAGACAUACACGAUUGAGAUGGGCACCAGGGGACCCCAGUGGGGCGCCAACCCGAGGCCCUUUGUCUGCUCCAUCGAGGAGCCGAUCAAGCAGACCAAAUUCAAGGGCAUCAAGACCUACAUCUCCUACCGGGUGUCCCCCAGCCACACAGGCAGUCCUGUCUACCGCCGCUACAAGCACUUUGACUGGCUGUACAACCGGCUGCUUCACAAGUUCACCGUCAUCUCGGUACCUCACCUGCCCGAGAAGCAGGCCACUGGCCGAUUCGAGGAGGACUUCAUCGAGAAGCGCAAAAGGAGGCUGAUCCUCUGGAUGGACCACAUGACCAGCCACCCUGUUCUCUCCCAGUACGAGGGCUUCGAACACUUCCUCAUGUGUGCCGAUGACAAGCAGUGGAAGCUGGGGAAGCGGCGGGCGGAGAAGGACGAGAUGGUGGGCGCCAGCUUUCUGCUCACCUUCCAGAUCCCCAGCGAACACCAGGACCUGCAGGACGUGGAGGACCGGGUUGACACCUUCAAGGCCUUCACUAAGAAGAUGGACGACAGCGUGUUGCAGCUCACAAACGUGACCACCGAGCUGGUACGCAAGCACGUGGGCGGCUUCCGCAAGGAGUUCCAGAAGCUGGGCAGUGCAUUCCAGUCGGUCAGCCAGGCCUUCACCCUGGACCCACCCUACAGCUCUGACGCCCUCAACAAUGCCAUCUCCCACACGGGCCGCACCUACGAGACCAUCGGGGAGAUGUUCGCAGAGCAGCCCAAGGAGGACCUCUACCACAUGCUUGACAAACUCUCCCUCUACCAGGGACUGCUCUCCAACUUCCCAGACAUCAUCCACCUCCAGAAAGGCGCCUUUGCGAAGGUGAAGGAGAGCCAGCGCAUGAGUGAUGAGGGGAAGAUGGACCAGGAGGAGGCCGACGGGGUGAAGAAGCGCUGCCGGGUGGUGGGCUUCGCUCUGCAGGCUGAGAUGAACCACUUCCACGAGCGGCGCGCCGUCGACUUCAAGGAGAUGAUGCAGGCCUACCUGAAACAGCAGAUCCUGUUCUACCAGCGCAUUGGGAAGCAACUGGAGAGCACCCUCAACAUGUACGACAACAUUUAACCCUGUGCUAGGCCCCACUCCCCUUCCUCUAGUCUCUGCUCUCUCUGUCCUGCCUGUCUCUUCCUCUCUCUUUAAAGCCAGGAACCUGUGUAGGAGUUGACAAAAGCCACCAUUCCCACAAAUUGGAGUUCAAUUCCACUGGUCCUGUGCUGGGUUUGGAGCUGAGCUGUGAUGAGCUGCUGUUGAACUCUGAUUCUGCCUGUUAGACCCAGGUUGAUGCACUGUUUGGACAGCCUGUAGUAUUCAUAUCCAGUUCUGUCCGGGUUGAACCCCACUUGGACCCCCAAAACUACUAGUUCAAAAGGGAUCCACUGCUGGUUAGUGCACUCCAGAUAAACGCCUGUAAAUAACUUCCAGCAUUUUCUUCUCUGUGGGGGUUUUACCAGUGGGGUUACUUGGAUUUUGGAUGUUUUAAAGUGUAUUCUAUUCCUAGCUACAAUGGAUUAAAGUCUUUCAGAAUUCCACAAUGAUUGACGUCCAUCUUUCAUUGUUCCUUUUGAAAGCAGGUGGUCAUCUAAUCCUCCGACACUUAAAGUGAGUCCUGCAUAAAUAAUGUAAAUAAGACCUUCAUUGAAAAACUCUUUCAAGAGGAAGUGUGGAUGAUCUAGUGGGAAGUUCUGUUUCAGGAGUAACCCUGGGCGUUCGUAAUCUGCCACCACCCCACAACAUUUUGCAUGGAGGACACUGCCACCUUUCAAAUGACAUGAAUCCCACCCGGUCCAUUGCCCCCCCCAUUCCUCUCAACCCUCUAACCUGGCUGACAGCCUUCAGGACGGUGUGACUGCAGUGGCUCAGGUGUGAGUCGCUUUACCAUACCAAAAUGUCUUUAACUGAAGCACCUUCACUAGCAGUUAACAGUGCCUGUGUGAUAUUGCCUUCUUGGGUAUUCAGGGCACUAGCAAGCACCGCAGUAGAACAAGGUUUUGAAGGACACAGCUGAAAACAAUUCUGAUCAAAUGCUAAUCAACCACACUUCCAAUCGUCCUUUUUCAAGAUGCAGAAUUCCAGUACCUUCUCAUGUAAAACCAAACCUGAUCCAGAGAUGUUUAGGGUUUUCUGUUAUUCUUAACCUGAGGGUUGUAUAUGCACUCUUUCACAAAUAUACUGCUCUAUUAUUGCAAUAAGUUACAGAAAGCAGUUAUAUUUGGACACAGUUAAUUCAUUACUAAACACUAGUACUGUAGUGCAAAAUUAGUAGGGCAUUUUAACACUGUUGCAGACUUGAUUUCCAUACAUGUGUUAAAACCUACAAAGAACAUUUGAACCUCAUUUUGAAAAAAACAAUCUUGAAAACCCUUUUAAAUCAUUAAAAGGAAGGAAUUUGUUAAAGACCUGAAAACUGUACGAGUCUCUUUUAUACCUACAGUAUUUAAAAUAUUUAAACAGUGAGGCUAUUUAGAUACCCCACUGUUUAGAUCAAUUGAAAAGACCCCUUUGUAUUUUUGAAUCUUGCAGUACUGCUGCAGAGUUGAUGUGUCCAUAAUAUUGUGAUAGUAGUACUACAGUACGUUUUGAGAGACGCUUUCACUGUAUGUGAAAAAAAUAUUUUCUUCCCCUGAGGAUGGGAUUCAGUCUUUGAAUAGUGGUGCUGUUAUUGUACUGUAUGUGAAACUGAACUAGUUAUCUUUUUUUUUAAUCCAGCAAGGUGCAACGAAAUAUUUUAGCAACUUUAUUUCGAAGCCGUUUGCUAAACAAAUGGUUUCAGAUAUAAUACAUUCAUAAAAUCUUUUCCAACAAAAAAGAAAAAAACCCUCAGGUUUUGAUAAAAAAAAUUGGUUCUCUUAAAAGGGAAUAUUAAAAUGUACAUAUCCACUUCUUAAAUGAAAUAUGGACUAAUUCCUGUUCCUUUCUGUUUGAAGAUGUCAAACUAGUCACUAUUUAUCAAAGCUCUUCACUACACCAGUAAUGCUACAAAGCUUCCCACACGAAAAAUAAAUAUAUAUGAAACAUAUGGUAUUUAUAAUCAGAUAUAUUAUGGAAUAUAUUCCUAUAACACAUUCAUGAUAUAUUUAGGCCAUUGUUUAAAAUAUAUCAGUGUGACCAAAACAAUAUAUUUAGGUAAAUAUUUUACAGCUAUUUCAAUUGUAAUUCAGAUAUAGUAGAUUUCAUAAGGGUUGCAGUUGUGUUUGCAGAGUAAAAGGCUUUGAUAAAUUGGUCUUAGUUGCUGUAUCAUAUUACAAGUUUGCUAUUACAAACUUCAGUGGACCAACUGCUUAUAUAUAGUUCAAUGUAUGUAACAGGUGUGCAUUUACACUGUGGAGAAAUCUACCAAUAAAAGGCUACUACAAAGUCAUACUGUUAGGGACUUUUAGAUACCACUGUUAAUAUUGUAAAACUGUUGCCAAUAGUAAGGCGUUGCAAUGGCCAGAUCUUCCUGUUUUUUUUUUUACUUCCCAUGCCAAAAUGUAUGACCUCAUCCUUCUAAUUUAACAGUCUCUUCUUAAAGCAGCAAGACUAUAUCACAAUCCUUACCACAGCACACCUUUAUUGAAUAAUUAAAUAGUAAGGCAAUUCAAAUGACAUUUUCUAAGUUGAUUUGCUGUCCUACUAAUUACAUUUUGUAUGAUACAGUCUGUGUUAAGGUGCUGCUCUUCAGUUCGGACAUACAUACACACAUAACAUAGGCACUUUGAGCUAAAGUACGUUUAUAAUGGCAAGCCCCAGCACCAUGUAGCGCACAGGUGUGCAUUUCCAGUGCUAAAAAAGGAAACCUGAUGUAAAUGUGCUGUUCACUAGAUACAGAUGACUUACAUUUCUAUAGACAAGCAGAUCAAGCAUCUGUCACAUAUGUCUAUAACUAUACAAGAACUGAAGAGCAUCUCCUGAACUCAGGUUAAAGCACCUUAACACAAACGUAUACAUUAAAACACAACACAAACAGCAUUUGGGUCAUUUUAACAAGAACCGCCCGUCCGCCCCAGAGAGUGACGUCAUAUAAAAUGUAAAGGGACAGCACAAUUGCUGCCUUUAAGCUUUUCAAUCUGAUAGGUAGCCUGUUGUAUGGAGAGAGGAUGUAAUCUUCAGUUUGAUAUUCCAACUACCUGCAGAUAGUAUGUCAGUACUGUGAACAAGCUCUUAAUAGAAUUGCUGGUUCAUUGAAUUCCCUGCAUGUUAUUAACAAAAAUAGCUUUCCAGGGAGGAAUCAUAGGAGUUGUUUUGUCCACAGUUCAAGCGUCCACGGUAUACAAGCAUGAUUGUAAUCCAUACAUUACAGGUCACCGUGAACUACAUCUACAGCAUACAGUAUAGAAUGUCCUCUAAAAUCAAAUGCAGACAAGCAGAGUCUAAGAUAUAGCUUUUAUAGCUCCUCAUGUGUUGUCCUUACGUAUAUAUAUAGACCUACAUUUCUACAGGUCUGUGAUGCCAUUAAAGGGAAUCACCCAUAUAUUCUGUCACAAGUUCCAACAGCAAAUGUCAGAUCCAGUCAUGUAUAUAUGCUGUAUGUUUGAUACAGCUAGGAGAUGUUUCAUUCCACAUAGCACAACGGGACAGUGACUAUAAUGUAUACGCAUGGAGUUUGGUGUGACUGGUAUGAAGAUUACUGGUAAUCUCAAACUGCGGACUGUCAUGCAUCAUCCAUUAAGUGUUUCCUGAUCUCUUAAAUGCAGGAAGCAGGGGAAAAGAGACAUUCCUUAAGAACAGAAUACAUUCCUCAAUGGGAAAGAAGGGAGGAAUUGGAAGUGGAACAAAUGUCAGGGGAAAUCUGCUCAGUCAGUGGAGGAAAAGGGUUCAAGUCCUUUCAAAAGGCAUGCAACACAGGCAAUUCUGGAGGCAAACAUACAAGUGUAAAGAAUACUCUGACAAUGUCCUUGACCAGUGAGGUAAGGUUAAGGGCAUUGGUGUGUGCCAGCAUCCGAAUGGUGCUCAAUUCGAUUUCUGGCACUGACAUGAAUUUCCCAUGGUGCAUGGCUUCUGACUCACCUUGUAGAUACCCAGGGGCUGGACAAAAUAUUAGAAACACCUGCCAUCUAUAGCACACACGUGUAUUCUGUAAUAAAUGAAAGCUGCAUCUCCCAGUUUUAGUAAAAAUGGUCAAAAACCACCAGUCUGACUUUGAGGAUUAAUAGCUGUCACUCAGCUGCAAGGUCCUCUCCUGGCCGCCAGUGGGGUUCCUACACCCUAAUGACAGUGUUAUGAAGUGUUUCUAUUUUUGUCUAUCCCUUGUAUGUGUACGAUAGAUAGAUGGCUAGUUUGAAGAAGUAUGAUAAUGUUGAAGGUGCUGCUAAAAUUGACUUUUCAGUUUUGUAAGCAAAAAAUAUAUAUUUUUUGUACUGGUAUUAAAAGAAAAAGCAACAAUGUGUCUUAAAUUUGUUUUUCAGCUGUAGCAUGAAAUGUUCUGUUAUGAAACUGUGGGAAUCUUUGAAAGUCUUAAUAAAACAUGAUGAAAAUGGAAGAA
This is a messenger RNA of Acipenser ruthenus (sterlet), 7098 nucleotides long. RefSeq names its product sorting nexin-33-like. The transcript has 2 exons. Bases 1023 to 2702 code for a protein of 559 amino acids. Gene Ontology annotation, biological process: endosomal transport; cleavage furrow formation; endocytosis. Gene Ontology annotation, molecular function: phosphatidylinositol binding; protein binding. NCBI's taxonomy places the organism in Eukaryota, Metazoa, Chordata, Actinopteri, Acipenseriformes, Acipenseridae. Gene Ontology annotation, cellular component: cytoplasmic vesicle; plasma membrane. The record is from RefSeq and is a predicted model, not a curated record.